AUGUCCAUUGACGCCGUCAGCAGCCGCAACCCGGGCUACUGCUUCGUGGACUUUGCCCAGCGCCCAACCGCUGAGCGGGCUCUCACCUCGCUGCAGGCAUCGCUGCGUGGUCGUGAGAUCAAGGUCGGCCCCUGCGAGCCCAGGAAGAGGCGCAAUGAGAACGGCCGCUCGGGCUUCCAGCAGCGAACUAACGAAUGGAGAGGUGCGCCUGGUGGCGAUGAUGGCCAGCAGUACCAGAGCGAGCAGAGGCCCCGCCGUGACUUCAACCGCUCCGAGGAGGUGGUUGAUGAGUCCCAGGGAAAGCGACUGUAUGUUGGCGGACUGGCCAAGAUGGGCGACCAGGACCAGAACAACCAGGAGAUGAUGGGAAUUUUCACCGGAUUCAACCCCUCAUACAUUGGCAAGCGCAUUGCCCCCCAUGACAGCUCCAGAAGCCCUGCUGGCACCUACUAUUACUGCUUCGUUGACUUUGAGACCCAAGACGAGGCCCAGGCCGCCAUGCAGGCCCUUGACGGCGCCGAGUACGAUGGAGGCGCGCUCAAGGUUUCACUGGCCAAGAGGAACGAGAGACAGUCCAACCGCACCAACGCGACACCGGACCGCAACGGCCAGGGACGCGGCUGGUCACGACCAUCCAACCCCCGACCCGAGGGCGGACUGCCACCAUCUGCCAGGGCCAUGGGAUCCAACAACUGGAGGAGCCGAGAUGCCCAGUAG
This is a messenger RNA of Trichoderma gamsii, 717 nucleotides long. RefSeq lists its product as hypothetical. Gene Ontology annotation, molecular function: mRNA binding. Gene Ontology annotation, cellular component: cytosol. NCBI's taxonomy places the organism in Eukaryota, Fungi, Ascomycota, Sordariomycetes, Hypocreales, Hypocreaceae. The record is from RefSeq and is a predicted model, not a curated record. The coding region runs from base 1 to 717 and encodes 238 amino acids. The transcript has 2 exons.